CCCCGUCGCGUGACUGUAGCGACGCAUCCAUAGCAAGGCUGUUCGCUUACGUCAUCCACUCCCGCGGCCAAAGUUCGCGACUCCAUCACUCACGCACCAAGAGUCCACCACCACCAUCCAGCGCACGCUGCGCAAAACUCCCUCCACCACCUGCCACGAUGCAGGGCUUCAACAUGGGGCGGUACUACCCGCCCGACGCCUCGAACCCACCAAGCUUCAACAACUCCUCCCACGCGCUCGGCAAACGCGCCAACAAGAUCACCCAAGGCAUCCUGACCGUCCGCUUCGAACUCCCCUUCGCCGUGUGGUGCAGCCACUGCACUCCACCCGCCAUCAUUGGCCAAGGCGUACGUUUCAACGCCGAAAAGAAAAAAGUAGGGAACUACCAUAGCACACCCAUAUGGAGUUUCCGCAUGAAGCACAGUGCGUGCGGCGGGUGGUGGGAGAUACGAACCGAUCCACAGAAUAGCGAAUACGUAGUCGUUGAAGGGGCGCGACGGCGGGACUAUGGGCCUACUGUGAAGGAUGAUACGGCGGACGGCGACCUCAAGUUCCUGACGGAGGAAGAGAGGCAGAAGAGGAGGGACGAUGCUUUUGCGAAUCUAGAAGGCAAGAUGGAGGAUAAAGGGAUUGAGAAGAAGAAUAGAGAGAGAGUGGAGGAGUUGUACGAUAAAGCAGAGGUUUGGAGAGAUCCUUACGAUAUCAAUGCGAAGUUGAGGAGGGAGUUUCGCGGGAAGAGGAAGGUCUGGAAACAAGAGGAUAAGCAUAAGGAGGGAAUGCAGAAUAAAUUUAGUUUGGGGAUGGAUAUUGUGGAUGAGACGGAGGCGGAUCGUACGCGGGCUGGGUUGGUGGAGUUCGGCGCUGCGGCUACGGCUGACGAGAGGUCGUUGGAAGCGCUGUCGUGGAAACCACUGUUUGGUGAAGCGAAGGUGGAAAAUAAGAAGGACGUUGAGCCGGCCCCUAAGACAAAGAAGCUCAAGGCGGAUAUAGCGAGAGAGAAGUCGAGACUGGGGUUGCAGCAGACGCUCGUGGGCAAUACGAGGGCUGUGGUCGAUCCAUUCCUCAACAAGGAGGCUUCAGGGACGUCGAAAGUCAAUCUUGGUAUAUUGAAGAGGAAGAGAGAUGCUGAGACGAUGGAUGCAGUUGCACCCUUAUCAACAUCAGGCCAAGAGAAGGAGAAAACAGAAACCGCAGUGCCGACGAAGAAGCCGGCCUUGCUUGGGGCGUUGGUCGGGUACGACUCGGAUUGAUCGCACGUCCAUGCAUUGAUUGACAACCGCCUUGCGACACUGCUCUUGCAUUUAUUGGCGUUUGGGUGAAGGAGCACAUGAUACCCCAUUUCCUAUUUUUAAACCUAUCAGCAAUGCACGCAUUUUGGUCUUCCGUUACUGUCCAGCUUUCACACCUACUGCGGUCAGAAACGCUUCACGCAGUACCUUGCUAGUACAUUCACCCCUCCCAUCGUCCACCUUCUGCUAAUCUCAUACCGCUUCUCCAAACUCCCUAUAGUGUUUGCUGUAGGUACAGCCCUUCUGAUUCCACUGAUUGAACGCAAAAUUCCAGAAGAACCUGUACCCGAGCAAAGACGAAAUAUCAAUGAUCAUGAAUCCAAC
Molecule: messenger RNA, 1613 nt
Organism: Alternaria rosae
Lineage: Eukaryota; Fungi; Ascomycota; Dothideomycetes; Pleosporales; Pleosporaceae
Product: CWC16 protein
Exons: 1
Coding region: 159-1250 (363 amino acids)
Biological process (GO): mRNA splicing, via spliceosome
Cellular component (GO): U2-type spliceosomal complex; post-mRNA release spliceosomal complex
Source: RefSeq, a predicted model, not a curated record